Molecule: messenger RNA, 741 nt
Organism: Pyrus x bretschneideri (Chinese white pear)
Lineage: Eukaryota; Viridiplantae; Streptophyta; Magnoliopsida; Rosales; Rosaceae
Product: protein PSK SIMULATOR 1-like
Exons: 2
Coding region: 190-741 (183 amino acids)
Biological process (GO): positive regulation of growth
Source: RefSeq, a predicted model, not a curated record
UCGCCCAGAACACUCCAACCCCUCUCUGCUUUCCUUCUUCUGUUCUUGCUUUCGCCGGCAAAAUCUCACCUUCCAUUCACCGCCAUAGCAGGCCAGCUUAAAAGGGUACCGAGAUUUCGAGCAUGAAAUCGGGUUUCCGCCGGCGUUUUGGCCCGACCCAGUUACUUUGAGAUCCGGAUCUUCGCAGCAAUGGUUGCAGAGCCUUGGAUUUUGAAGAUGGGUAACCAGGUAAGCUCCAAUCUGAAGCACGCUCUUCCUUUUCAACCUUCGAAAAAAUCAGUAGUUCCCAAAUCUCAACCCGCCGCCGACGCCAAAACCCAGAAGCAGACCGUUGGCAUUCUCUCCUUCGAGGUCGCCAAUGUCAUGUCCAAGACCGUCCAUCUCCACAAGUCUCUCACCGACUCCGAGAUCUCGAAGCUCAAAAACGAGAUCUUGAAGUCCGAGGGAGUGCUCAACCUGGUCUCCGCCAACGAGGCCUAUCUUCUCGAGCUCGCCAUGAUGGAGAAGCUGGAGGAGCUAAACCGGGUCGCCGCCGUUGUGGGGAGGCUCGGGAAGCGGUGCGUCGAGCCGGCUCUGCAGGGGUUCGAGCAUGUCUAUGCCGACCUCGUUAAUAGGGUCAUUGAUGUGAAGGAGUUGGGGUUUUUGGUAAAAGACAUGGAGGGUAUGGUGAAAAAAAAAAAUGGAGAGGCAAAGAUGCUAGCCGAGCUCUUGCUAAAAUGUCUUUUGAAGACAAAGAUCUGA